UGUUGAUAGAGGGAUCUGAGCUUCAGUAUUCUGCUACCGCUGCCCUGUCCUCUUCGCUUUCUCCUCUGCCUGUCUCUCUCUCUUGUGUGAGUGGUAAAGUGGGCAGGAUGGUGCCAGAACAGCAGAUGUUUCGAUUGCAGCGCUGCUUGCCCGCCAACAACUGAAGUCAGUGCUCCAGAGAAACCUUGUGGGACUCAGCAAGGAAAACAAGCAACACUUCACAACCUCCGGACUCUAAAGCCCAGCUGGCUUUGCUUCCCCCCUCUCUCCACAGCUUUUGCUUUCUAUACACUUUCUCUGUGCUCUUCCACUUUAUGGUUCUUUCUGCAAGUGUUUUUGUCAACCUUUGCUCUGCUACUUAAAGAUGAGGGGGAUAUUCGAGUGCGGGGGUCUUCUCUUAGUCACGUUGCUACUGACUUCGGCGGAUGCCAAAGGAACUCUCUAUGGAAGCCCAUACAGAUAUAAUCUACACAAGUCUGGGAUCGUCCCGCAAUACAACCCUGGAAAACCAACGGGUCACCAUAAGAACUUCUGUGCCUACGUUGUCCAGAAGAACAUCACCUGUGUAAUGCAAGAUGGAGUGGCCACAUAUGUCAAACCAGAGUACACUACCAAGUGCAUAUGGGGACAGAAAUGUCCUGUGCUCAUGUAUCGGACACUCUUUAAACCACAGUACAAAGUCGGUUAUAAAACCAUCACUGAACUGGAGUGGCGCUGUUGCCCGGGUUUCUCUGGAGAGAGCUGCGGCGAUGGGCCGACCUCUGACCCCGAUGCCAUGAUGCCAAAAGGCUCUUUCCCUCGGCCCGGGGUGAAGGGUUACCACAGGGGUCAUCCCAAUAUCCCAUUCCCCUUUCCUGGAGGUCACCCUGACAACAAACCCAUCCCUAGUGGAUUCCUGCCACCAGAAACUCCGAAAACAAGUUAUGGUCCGAAGGCGGGAGUCUCUGGUGAACGUUUAGACCGCAUUGAAGAAAACCUUCGCAAACUCUCUCAAGAUCUGGACAACCUGAACGGCAUGGUGAUGGGUAUGGAGGAGCGUCUGCGAGUCUCUCUUCGGGAGGACACUAAGAAAAUGCUGACCACCUUGCUAGGUGGCGUCCCGCGGCUGCUGGAUACCUCUGUGGGCUUCGGGCUGAUCCCAGAGGGCACGCCGAAUGGCUUAGACGGCAAAGAGAACCUCCCUGGUUUUGGAGAGCUGGUGGGAAGGGUGAUGGAGGUCAAAGAUGAGCUGAGGACCAAGAGCGACAUGCUGGACGAGAUCCGUGGGAUGGUGAUGGGACACGAUGGCCAGCUGAAGAAGCUGAUUGACACGGCCACAGGGAGACCUGUCCCUGCAGAUCAGAGACAUCUAGAGGAUCUUCUGGACUCCAGAUUGGCCGGGGUGAGGGCAGAUGUCCUCGAUGGCUUUGAGAGGAGACUGACGGGUCUGGAGAGCCACUGUGAUGAGAGAAUCGGUCAGGUUCAGCAGCAGUGUCACAAAGAGCACCUAACAGGCCAAGAACAGAUCCAACUUUCGCUGGACGGCCGUGAGACGGGCUUGAGGAAAGAGCUAGGUGAACUGCAGACACAGAUCCAGGGUCUGACGAUAACCGAGAGCUGCUGCGGCGAGAUAAACAGCCUGACCCAGAGGAUGUUCCAGCUGGAGGACUCAAUUACAGGACUGACUGAGUCCCAGAGGCAGCUACAAGUGGACCUGACUGACCAGACGCUCCACAUCGAGACCCGGCUGGAGACCCGGCUGGUGGACAUGGAGGGUAAAAUGAACGCCUCUGAACACGGACACCGAGAUGAGUUUGGCUCCCUGGAUGGGUUUAACUCUUUGUUAGACGAUAAGCUAAAGACAUUGGAGCGACGUUUGUUUGUGGCAGUUGAGGAGUUGAGCAAUGCCACGGCACCGGCGUUGCUAGAGGGGCAAGUGGUGCCGGCACUGGAGACGGAGAUCGAUAGCAUCCGGAGGAGGGUGGAGGCUGACUUAGAUGGGAUGCAGAAGCAGAUGUCCGUCCUUGAGCUCCUUUGCACCUCUGCCUGCUCCCUCGCCUCUGGCCCAGAGAUGGCCCUCAUCCAGACUGAGGUGGAGGACUGUAAGGAAACAGAAAAGAAGAUGCUGGACCGCCUGGAUGUCCAUUCAAACAAACUGGACUAUCUCAACAGCACCUUGCAGGGUAUCCUAUCACAGCUAUCCCAGGAAGACAGAGAACGCUCCAUCCAGGGGGAAAUCACACUCCUGAAGAUCAACGUCAACUCUGUCAACCGUACCUUGAAAGGGCUGCGUGAUUCGGUCAGCCUGUUCGCUCGAGAAGUCGGCCAGGUGAAUUCCACCUGGCAGGAGCGGGAAAGCCGGCUGGUCACGCAGGUGCAGGGAAUCUCGGAUCUGGUGGAGCGACAGGCAACUAUGCUUGGAUCCGGGGAGCAGAGGCUGAUCCAGUUGAAGGCGGAGCUCCAGAGCUUGCGGCGGAGGUUAGCCGGGGAGCUGCAGGGCUGUCGCAGCACAACGCAGGGAAUGCAGCAAGAAGUGAUGGGGGUGGAAAGUCGAAUCACGCAGGUCGAAGGACAGUGUGGCGGCCUGGGGGAGCUAGCCGAUGACCUUGAGAGAAUCCGCGGUGAGCUGGAGAGACAUUCAGACAGCUUCCUGGCACAGGUCAACGGGACGCUAACGAGCCAUUCUGAGCAGCUGGUCCAACUGAAGGACGGUCUUAAAGACUGCAUGAACAAAACGGACCCUGCAAGACUGCAGGGUGACGCUCAGUAGUCGUAACUAUACAGAGAAACCACAACAGGCCUGAGGAUGUACAAAUUUGCAAUAUUUUUGUUCCCUCAACAGGGCAUUUUGUCUCCUAUUUCCUUGUUUUAAGCCUUUAUAUAGAGUUUUGUUAACUUAUAUGAAGAAAGUGUGACUGUAUUAUUAAACGUUUUUGACGAUUUGUUAAAUGAAGUAACAAACAUGCAAAAAACAGGAAAGCAAAUGUUAUGACACUACUAAGCUGCUACGGGUUUCUAAUGGCAAGUACUGUUCACUACCUUCUCAUCUCAGCAUCCGAGUCAUCUCCUGAUUUUAUUACUGUUUUAAUUACUGUAUUAUAACAGG
This is a messenger RNA of Sinocyclocheilus rhinocerous, 3085 nucleotides long. It is a transcript of the gene emilin3b, whose product is annotated as elastin microfibril interfacer 3b. Gene Ontology annotation, cellular component: extracellular matrix. The record is from RefSeq and is a predicted model, not a curated record. The transcript is spliced from 5 exons. Gene Ontology annotation, molecular function: protein binding. Lineage: Eukaryota; Metazoa; Chordata; Actinopteri; Cypriniformes; Cyprinidae. Bases 365 to 2749 code for a protein of 794 amino acids.